GUUCGUCCACUGACUCGUUAUCUCCCAGUUCCGGAUGACAUUUCCUUUGACCUUCGACACCAUCUAGAGGUGACCUGUGGUCAUAUUCUAUGUUCGCCCCUUCUGAUCCCUCAUUUACACGUUGAUGCAACCACUUGUGCUGGCUAUCUCUAUAAGGUCGAUUCCCGAGUUACAUCUACAUCAACUAACAGUAGUGGAGAUACACCAACAAAAAAUUCUAAAUGUGACAAAUCGUCGUCGUUAGGUGUAAAUGGUGCCCUGACAACUUCUACUUUCUUCUCACCAUCUACAAAGAGAGCGAAAAUGAGGCCCCCUCGGGUAAAUUCCCCAAAUAACGGAAGUGGUAAUGGUGGUGGUUUCAUGGCUGCCCUCUUCAACCGCAGUCGACGUGGAAAAAGACGCUGGUUUGUCCUUGAUCGAAGGCGUCGACUUCUUAUCUACUACUCCUGUCAUACGUCUAAAUCUUCUAAUGCAGCAUCUCUUUUGAAGCCUAAAGGUUAG
Messenger RNA from Rodentolepis nana, 501 nucleotides. NCBI's taxonomy places the organism in Eukaryota, Metazoa, Platyhelminthes, Cestoda, Cyclophyllidea, Hymenolepididae. The record is from the annotation of a GenBank genome assembly.